Penicillium angulare is the source of this 1560-nucleotide messenger RNA. RefSeq lists its product as uncharacterized. The transcript has 3 exons. Bases 1 to 1560 code for a protein of 519 amino acids. The record is from RefSeq and is a predicted model, not a curated record. Lineage: Eukaryota; Fungi; Ascomycota; Eurotiomycetes; Eurotiales; Aspergillaceae.
AUGACAAGUCGUUCCUCUCUCCCCCAAAAGGCUUUUCAAGGUAUCGCGGCGGGUAUCGGUCUUAUUUCAGAGAGCAUAACUGCUCACAAGGCCAAAAAGGAUAAUCAGACACCCGCAUCCCCCUCUGAAGAUAUACCAACGCAGUCAAUCAGUCCAGGGGCGGAUGAGGAUCUCCCCCACGAGCUCCCGGCGCAUGAAAAUGAAAUAUUUGAACUGCCAGCCACAGCGUUAGAGGAGCAAUGGGCUCUUGACGAGGCUCAAGAAGAGCUCCUCCAUACCUCCGAGCCCUCAACCAAUACCCCUCCAGUAUACACCGAAAUUGACGAAAAUGCCGAUCAACCCAAUCUCGCACAUCAAUUUGCAUCUUCACAUCCCGCACCUCCGGCGUAUGAUUCUCUCGAGAAUGCUCCCCGACCGAAACUAUCUAUACCUGUGGUCUUACCACAGCGCAGACCCAAGACUCGAGAUCGUGGCUUCAUCCGUGCAUAUUCCCCGGUACUUGAAGAGUGCGGUAUUGACCAAACCAUGUUCUUGGACUUUCUCAAUACCGCAGAGAAAUCAUGCCAGGCCACUCCUUGGCUCCACACAAUCAACUUGGCUUCGAUCGGAACAAUGUGGAUGCCCUCUGUCACCGGUAUUGCAGUCUCAAUCGCUAUACAGAUUACCACUGAUAUUGCUAUUGUCGCUGAUGGGCGCCGAAGAACAAACUCCUUUUUCACUCAGAUCAACAAGGAAUUCUUCCAGCCUCGCGGGCUUUAUUGCCUUAUCAUGACAUGGAAUCCUGAGCUAGAAGACAUGCCCUCAACCGCUAUAAAUCUUAACUCUUUGAUUUCCGAGGCUUCAGGUACAGGUGAUACCGGCACGUUCAAACGCCUCCAGCGCAAACUGAAGUCUUCAGAUGGGAAAACAUACGGAAACAUGUUCCCUGAAGUGGCCCCUCUAGUCUUCCCAGAGAUCGACCAGCUAGCAUCCGAUCCUAACGCAGAGAAAAGGUUAUCCAAAAUGAAGAAAAAGGGCCAAUUCGUCAGCGGCUACAUGGACAAGAGGGCACAGGCAAAAUUUAUCGCCAAAAAUCCCGACAGCCAUUUAAAUCAAGGAUUAAAACCUACCUUCACCUCCCGAUAUGCGGAUCCCAACCACCCCGCCAGCAGUGGUGAUCCACUCGCAUUAGUCACAGGCGGGAAGCUCACAAUGGAUAAACUACAAGGAAUGAAAGGAAAUCGGUGUGGUCUACUACGUGAUCGCCGAAGCUUCUCGUCUCAAUCAGAAGAUGAUGGUUACAUGCGAUCAUACUCCAAUUCAAAUGCCCCGGCGCCACAUGCUCCAUAUGGACGAGGUUUUGGCUUAAGAGACGCUAUCAACCAAGUACGAGAUAUGCGAAACCCACAAAGUCCACCGGAAUCUUUAUCUCAAGACGAUAUGUAUUAUGAACGUCCUAGUCUUCGGAUGAGAGGGUCCUCUGGUGGUCAAAGAGAACGGAACGGACCACUUUCGCCAGUCUCUAAGCUAAUGAAAAAGGUAGAGUCUACUUGGUUCAAUUACAGGCAGAAUAUAUGCUAA